This is a messenger RNA of Synchiropus splendidus (mandarinfish), 5169 nucleotides long. Its product is annotated as lactase/phlorizin hydrolase-like. Gene Ontology annotation, biological process: carbohydrate metabolic process. Gene Ontology annotation, molecular function: hydrolase activity, hydrolyzing O-glycosyl compounds. Bases 1 to 5169 code for a protein of 1722 amino acids. NCBI's taxonomy places the organism in Eukaryota, Metazoa, Chordata, Actinopteri, Syngnathiformes, Callionymidae. The record is from RefSeq and is a predicted model, not a curated record. The transcript is spliced from 13 exons.
AUGGACGACCAAGGAGUCUUUGACUGCAGCAGACAGAUGCCACCUGGCUCCAGAGAACACCUCCUGUACCUCCAAGACAGAGGGGUGACCCACUUCAAGGUGCCACUAUCUUGGGACCAGCUCCUUCCUUCAGGGUCCACCAGCCAACCGCAGGAGUCAGUGGUGGUCUGCUACCGAACCCUGUUGACUCAGCUGCAUGAGAUGGGCCUUAAACCCCUCAUGAUUCUACAUGGAUCAUCGGUGCCAGACAGUUUCAGAUCCAGCCACGGCAGCUGGGACAACCCGGAGGUGAUGCAGAUGUUCAUGCGCUAUGCCGAGUUUGCCUUCGCUGAGUUCGGAGAGCAGGCAGAUGUGUGGCUGACACUGAGCCAUCUGGAAGAUCUGCAGCCAGAAGAACUGAAGAACAUCCGACUUAUUCAAGCCUCCACACACAAGCGCUUUCAGCAGCUGUUUCCCAACACAGAAUCUUCAUGCACCUUCUGUGAAACCUGGAAAAGCUUUGCUGACCCUGCACGAGAUGAUUUCUUGAACGAAUCUUUCCCUGCUGGCUUCCAGUGGGCGACCUCCAGCGAGUCCUUCAAGGUUGAAGGCGGCUGGAAGGAAGGUGGCAAAGGGGAGACCAUUUGGGAUCGCUUUGGACACGAUAACAAUGUCUACAUGAACCAGACGGCCGACUUGGCAUGUGACAGUUACCACAAGGUAGACUACGACGUCUACCUUCUCCGAGGACUUCAAGUCAACACGCAUCAGUUCUCCAUCUCCUGGGCUCGUGUUCUUCCCACCGGCCACUCAAGCAGUAUAUCAGAGGAAGGCGUCCUCUACUAUGACAAGCUGAUCAAUGCUCUUAUUGAGUCUGGUAUUCAACCUGUGGUUACCCUCUACCACUGGGAUCUACCCCAGGCACUCCAAGACUCAGGCGGGUGGACCAACGACUCCAUCGUUGAGGUCUUCAAGAGCUAUGCCGACUUCUGCUUCUCCAGGUUUGGAGACAGAGUGAGGACCUGGAACACCUUCAGUAGCCCAUGGGUGGUGAGUCAUGCUGGCUAUGGAACUGGUGAGCAUGCUCCAGGAGUGGAGGACUACGUGGUGGCCUCUUAUCAGGUGACUCACAACAUCUUGAAGUCCCAUGCAGAAGCCUGGCAUGUCUACAACGACAAGUACCGAACCAAACAAGGAGGGAACGUGGGAAUUGCACUCAACUCUGACUGGGCUGAGCCCAAAGACCCCACUAAGCCUGAAGACGUGGCUGCAGCGAACCGCUACCUGCAGAUGAUGCUGGGUUGGUUUGCUCACCCCAUAUUUGUGGAUGGGGAUUAUCCAGCAGCACUGAAGACUCAGAUUGAAGACAAAAAGAAAGCAUGCGUGGCCCCUCCUGCCGUCCUGCCAGUGUUCACUGCCAAAGAGAAAGAAAGGAUCAGAGGGACUGCUGACUUCUUCGGUCUGAAUCACUACACGUCCAGGUUGGUCACCAACAGAGAUGGUGGUUGCGCUCCGGGUCCUGAAGGGGUGGGAGAUCUCCAGACAAGUGUGGACCCUUCGUGGCCCUCUACAGUCUCAGACUGGAUCUUCUCAGCUCCCUGGGGUCUGAGGCGACUUCUGAAGUAUGUUUCAGCGGAGUACAUGAAGGUGAAGAAAGUGCCAGUGUAUGUCACUGGGAAUGGGAUGCCCACUGAGGCCACUGGAGACACUCUCAAUGACACCAGCAGAGUGGAGUACAUGAGGAGCUACAUCAACGAGGCCCUGAAAGCCAAAUUACGUGACGGCGUGGACGUGCGACGAUUCACCGUCCAGUCGCUGAUGGAUGGAUUUGAAGGAAAGCAAGGCUACAGUGAGAGGUUUGGGCUUCAUCAUGUCAACUUUGAUGACCCUGACAGACCCAGGACUCCCAGACAGUCUGCAUAUUCCUACUCUGAGAUCAUCCAGCAAAAUGGAUUCAGACCAGCCAAAGAUGGUGUCGCUAACGUCCCACAGAGGCAGAGCUUUCGCCGUUCCUCCCCACUCCCUCCAUCAGAAGUCCCCUCGAAAGCCAAAGUGGUCUGGGAGAAGUUCUCCCACCAGUCAAAGUUCCAAAGACAACUCUACCAUUAUGGCACGUUCCCACAGGGCUUCAGUUGGGGCGUGUCAUCGUCAGCUUAUCAGAUCGAAGGUGGCUGGAACACAGACGGGAAAGGUCCGAGUGUCUGGGAUCAGUUCACCCAAAAACCUGGAAGUAUUCCGGGGAAUCCCACCGGAGAUGUGGCCUGCGACAGCUACAACAGACUGGACGAGGACCUUUACAUGCUGCGAGCUCUCCAAGUGAAGUCCUACAGGUUCUCCUUGUCCUGGUCCAGAAUCUUUCCUGACGGUAACAGAACGUCUCUGAACCAGAAAGGUGUCGACUUUUACAACAGACUUAUCGACGGCCUGUUAGCGUACAACAUCACCCCCAUGGUGACGCUCUACCACUGGGACCUCCCACAAGCGCUGCAAAACCAGGGUGGCUGGGAAAACGUCAAGAUGAUUGACAUUUUUAAUGACUACUGUGACUUCUGCUUCGCCACGUUUGGAGACCGAGUUAAACUAUGGAUCACAAUCAACCAGCCUCACACCAUCGCCUGGUCUGGGUACGGGCUCGGAGAGAUUCCACCACGCAUCAAGAAGCCUGGAGUUGCACCUUACGCUGUCGCACAUAACCUGAUAAAAGCUCACGCCAAAGUCUACCACACAUACGAUGACAAGUAUCGAAAAUCACAAGGUGGCCUGGUGUCUCUGGCCCUCAGCGCUGACUGGGUGGAACCUGUCGACGCUAGUGUUCGACGUGAAGUGGUGGCAGCAGACCGGGCUUUGCAGUUCCACCUCGGUUGGUUUGCACACCCUAUUUUCAAGAACGGUGACUACCCUGAUGCCAUGAAGUGGCAGGUGGGGAACAAGAGUGAACUCCAGGGUCUCCCAGAGUCGAGACUGCCGACCUUCACUGAGGAAGAGAAACGCUUUAUCCGAGGAACUGCAGACAUGUUUUGUGUCAAUCACUACACAACAAACAUCAUCAGUCACGUCACAGCUUUCCUCAGCCCUCAAUCAUACCAAUAUGACCAGGAUCUGUCAGAAGCUGAGGAGAGUGAUUCUCCAGCUACUGCCAUCAGCAAACAGAGAGCUGUGGCCUGGGGUCUGAGAAGAUUACUCAACUGGAUAAAAGAGGAGUACGGAGACCCUGACAUCUACAUCACUGAGAAUGGAGUCGCUACUGAAGCCGCUAAAACCACGGUGGAUGAUACUGACAGAGUGUAUUACUUUAAAACCUACAUUGAUGAGGCACUGAAAGCUCAAAACCUGGAUGGUGUCAAGGUCAAAGGUUACACAGCAACUUCUCUCAUGGAUUCCUUCGAGUGGCUCAACGGCUACAAAGUUGGAUUUGGGCUUCACCAUGUGGACUUCACCAACCCAAGCCGGCCGCGGACCCCUAAGCGCUCUGCUCACUUCUACCAUCAUAUCAUCCAGGAUAAUGGCUUUCCUCUGCCUGACGAUGAGAAGGUGCUGUAUGGGCUCUUUCCAGUCGGCUUCAACUGGAGUAGUGCCAGUUCCUCGUACCAGAUUGAGGGCAGCUGGAGAGCUGAUGGUAAAGGCCUGAGCAUAUGGGACCAGUUUGCGCACACCCCCCUGCAUGUGGACGGCAGUGACAAUGGCGACGUGGCCUGCGACAGCUACAACAAGAUCAGGGAGGACGUGGAGGUGCUGAAGAAGCUCAAAGUCACACACUAUCGUUUCUCCAUAUCCUGGCCCAGAGUGCUCCCUGAUGGCACUGAUGGACACGUGAACGAAGCGGGACUCAAUUACUAUCACAGACUGGUGGACGCUUUAUUAGCUGCUGACAUUGAGCCACAGGUGACUUUGUAUCACUGGGACCUCCCUCUGGCUCUGCAGCUCGUCGGGGGCUGGGAGAAUGAAACCAUCGUUCAAAGAUUCAGAGACUACGCUGAUGUCUUGUUCAGCCGAUUGGGCAAAAAAGUCAAAUUCUGGAUCACCUUCAAUGAACCCUACAUUGUUGCUAACCUGGGCUACGGAUACGGGACUUUUGCUCCAGGCAUCAUAGGUAAACAGUAUAUUGCUGCUCACAACCUGAUCAAGGCCCAUGCGGAGGCGUGGCAUCUCUACAACGACAAGUACCGUCCAACACAGAAGGGUCUCAUCUCCAUUACCAUCAACUCCGAUUGGGCGGAGCCACAGAACCCAUACAAGCAAGAGGACUGGGAUGCAGUGGAGCGCUAUUUGCAGUUCCUCAUCGGCUGGUUCGCACAUCCCAUUUUUAACGGAGAUUAUCCUGAGUUAAUGAAAACUAUAGUUCGGAGGAGGAGUGUUGCUGCAGGUCUCCUCAAGUCAAGGCUUCCGGAGUUCACUGCAGAAGAAAUCAAAAGAAUUAAAGGAACCCACGACUACUUUGGUUUGAAUCACUACACCACGGUUCUGUCUUACCCUGUUGACCUUGGGAAGCAGCAGGAUUAUGAAGGUGACAGGGGCACUGGAACUAGCCAUGACCGCACAUGGAUCAGUUCUGGCUCCUCCUGGCUGAAGAUCACUCCGUUUGGUUUCCGGAGACUCCUGAAGUUCAUCAAGGACGAGUAUGGAAACCCGCCCAUUUACGUCACUGAGAACGGGAUCUCAGAGCGUGGAGCCGUGGACUUGAACGACAUCCACAGGAGACACUACUACGAGACCUACAUCAACCAGGCCCUGAAAGCCCUGGUUCUGGAUGGCGUCGACCUGAGGGGCUACACUGCCUGGUCGCUGAUGGACAACUUUGAGUGGGCAGCCGGCUUCUCCGAGAGAUUUGGACUCUUUUUUGUGAACCGCUCCGACCCAAAUUUUCCUCGCAUCCCCAAAAUGUCAUCAUCAACCUUCGCCUCUAUCAUCACCUGCAAUGGCUUUCCCGACCCUGCCCUUGGGCCUCAUGAGUGCUUGAACCCUGCACCUGCAGAGAGCUCUGCAACCACGCCGCCUCCCGUGGCCAAGCCCAGCAUGGUGGACUUUUUGGGCCUCCAACUUUCUCCCGAUGAUGCUGGGGUGGCACUUCAUGUCACGUUUGCGUUACUGCUGGCAUCUGCUGUGGCUGUUUUCAUCGUUGCCGUCCAGCUGUGGAAAGCAAAUAAAAUGGCACAAAGAAAAUCAAUGGACUUUAAGAUGCAAAGGAUGUGA